Molecule: messenger RNA, 3345 nt
Organism: Dipodomys ordii (Ord's kangaroo rat)
Lineage: Eukaryota; Metazoa; Chordata; Mammalia; Rodentia; Heteromyidae
Gene: Cdh24
Product: cadherin 24, type 2
Exons: 13
Coding region: 267-2612 (781 amino acids)
Biological process (GO): cell-cell junction assembly; cell morphogenesis; adherens junction organization
Cellular component (GO): plasma membrane; catenin complex; adherens junction
Molecular function (GO): cadherin binding; calcium ion binding
Source: RefSeq, a predicted model, not a curated record
GCUCCCUUGUUCUCGCCGGGGCCGCUCAGACCUGCAGCGGAGCCGCGGCGCCCGCUCCAUCCGCUCAGGGCUGCGCCCGGGGAGCUGGCGGCGGGAGCGGGCGGGGGUGCUCUCGGCCGUCCUGGGCCCCUCGGCCGUGCCAGGUGCAGAUCCAUGGGGUAGCCCCACCAUACCUGCCUCUCUACCCCAGCCAGCUCAUGGGCCACCAGAUCCAGCCCAGCCUCAGCACCUAGGGCCAGUGAAAGAGCCCUGGCUGGAAUCCAAAGAUGUGGGGCCUCAUGAGGCUCCUGCUGGCUUGGCUGGGUGGCUGGGGCUUCAUGGGGCGUCUGGCAGCCCCAGUCCAGGCCUGGGCAGGGUUCCGGGGGCGCCCAGGCCCUACGCUGCUGCGGACCCGAAGGAGCUGGGUCUGGAACCAGUUCUUUGUCAUUGAGGAAUAUGCUGGUCCAGAGCCCGUCCUUAUUGGCAAGCUGCACUCAGAUGUUGACCGGGGUGAGGGCCGCACCAAGUACCUGCUGACCGGGGAGGGGGCAGGCACUGUAUUUGUGAUUGACGAGGCCACAGGCAAUAUCCAUGUGACCAAGAGCCUAGACCGUGAGGAGAAGGCACAAUAUGUGCUCCUGGCUCAAGCUGUGGACCGAGCUUCCAACCGGCCUCUGGAGCCCCCAUCAGAGUUUAUCAUCAAAGUGCAAGACAUCAACGACAAUCCACCUGUGUUCCCCCUUGGGCCUUACCAUGCCACAGUGCCCGAGAUGUCUAACGUCGGGACAUCUGUGAUUCAGGUGACUGCUCAUGAUGCUGAUGACCCCAGCUAUGGGAACAGCGCAAAGCUGGUGUACACUGUGCUGGAUGGACUGCCUUUCUUCUCUGUGGACCCCCAGACUGGAGUGGUAAGAACAGCUAUCCCCAACAUGGACCGGGAGACCCAGGAGGAGUUCUUGGUGGUGAUCCAGGCCAAGGACAUGGGCGGCCACAUGGGGGGGCUGUCGGGCAGCACUACAGUGACAGUCACCCUCAGCGAUGUCAACGACAACCCCCCAAAGUUCCCUCAGAGCUUGUACCAGUUCUCUGUGGUGGAGACAGCUGGGCCUGGCACCCUGGUGGGUCGGCUCCAGGCCCAGGACCCAGACCUGGGGGACAAUGCCCUCAUGGCAUACAGCAUCCUGGAUGGGGAAGGGUCAGAGGCCUUCAGCAUCAGCACAGACUCCCAGGGUCAAGAUGGGCUCCUCACUGUCCGGAAGCCCCUAGACUUUGAGACGCGUCGUUCCUACUCCUUCCGUGUAGAAGCCACCAACACACUCAUUGACCCAGCCUACCUUCGGCGAGGCCCCUUCAAGGAUGUAGCCUCUGUGCGUGUGACUGUUCAGGAUGCCCCAGAGCCACCUGCCUUCACUCAGGCCACCUACCACCUGGUGGUGCCAGAGAACAAAGCUCCUGGGACCCUAGUGGGCCAGAUCUCAGCCAUUGACCUGGACUCCCCUGCUAGCCCAAUCAGAUACUCCAUCCUCCCUCACUCAGAUCCAGAGCGUUGCUUCUCCAUCGAGCCCGAAGAUGGCACCAUCCGAACAGCAGUGUCCCUUGACCGUGAGGCUCAUGUGUGGCACAAUCUCACCGUGCUGGCCACAGAGCUGGACAGCUCCGCACAGGCCUCCCGUGUGCAAGUGGCCAUCCAGACCCUGGAUGAGAAUGACAACGCGCCCCAGCUAGCUGAGCCUUAUGACACCUUUGUGUGUGAUUCUGCAGCUCCUGGACAGUUGAUUCAGGUCAUCCGGGCUCUGGACAGAGAUGAAGCUGGCAACAGUAGCCGAGUCUCCCUUCAAGGUCCUGUGGGUCCUGACACUAACUUCACAGUCCGGGACAACCGAGAUGGCUCUGCCAGCCUGCUGCUGCCCCCCCGCCCUGCUCCACCUCGCCCGGCCCCCUACCUUGUACCCAUAGAACUGUGGGACUGGGGGCAUCCAGCCCUCAGCAGCACUGCCACAGUGACUGUCAGCGUGUGCCGCUGCCGGCCUGAUGGAUCUGUAGCAUCCUGCCGGCCUGAAGCCCAGCUCUCACCCACCGGUCUCAGUACUGGUGCCCUGCUUGCCAUUGUCACCUGUGUGGGCACCCUGCUUGCCCUGGUGGUGCUGUUUGUGGCCCUGCGGCGGCAGAAGCAGGAGGCACUGAUGGUACUGGAGGAAGAGGAUGUACGAGAGAACAUCAUCACUUAUGAUGAUGAGGGCGGCGGCGAAGAGGACACUGAAGCCUUUGAUAUUACAGCCCUGCAGAACCCAGAUGGGGCUGCCCCACCACCUCCUGGCCCACCAGUGCGCCGUGAUGUGCUGCCCAGGGCCCGGGCACCACGCCAGCCCAGGCCACCCGGCCCUGCCGAUGUAGCCCAGCUCCUGGCUCUACGGCUGCAUGAGGCAGAUGAGGACCCCAGUGUGCCCCCCUACGACUCUGUGCAGGUGUACGGCUAUGAGGGCCGAGGCUCCUCCUGCGGCUCGCUCAGCUCCCUGGGCUCUGGCAGUGAGGCUGGUGGGGCCCCAGGACCUGUGGAGCCGCUGGAUGACUGGGGCCCACUCUUCCGCACCCUGGCUGAGCUCUAUGGGGCCAAAGAGCCCCCGGCCCCCUGAGUGCUGGCCCUGGCCCUGCCCUCUGCAGUGGGGCAGCUGGCCCAGGCCUUCUGAGUAAGCCCCACAGGGUCCAGGAAAUCGGUGGCAACCUAGGGGCCCAAGGCCUCCUCCUGGCCCCUGUGUCCUUCCUUCCCCUGGGCACCCUUGCUCUUAUCCCCACUCCUAAGUCGGUCUGUGUGUCUCUCCAGGGAUUUCUGUCUGUCUGUGACACUCUCCCUUCUGUCCAGGUCUGGGUUUUGGGACUCUGACCUUGAACCUCUCUGUUCUGUCACUGUGACUCUCUGUGACUGUUUUUGUCUCUAUGAUUCUAAACUUCUCACACUCUGUCUCCCCUGCCCACACACAUGCUCCAUGUCUGUUUCCCGCCUCCGUCUCCCCUCUUUGGGUCCCUGUGACUGCUUUUUAGUUUUAUUCUGUUGUCCACUCCAUCCCCAACGCAAGAGAAACUUCCAGCCACUGCUGCCCACCCUCCUGCAGGGGACGCUCUGCCCCAGACCUGCCCGCAUGGUUCCAUCCAUCACUCAUGGCCUCAUCCUGGCUCCACUGGCCCCCAGCAGAAGGAAGGAGCCAGCCCACCUCCCAGGGCUAGAGCUCCAGCCCCCACGUGGCCGCCUCCCUGGAGCUCUGCCCAGCUGUCAGCCUGCCCUGGGCAUUCCAGCUCCAGGCAUUGUCUAGUGUGCUUCCCAGACCCCAGAGGGAAAAGGGGGAGGGAAAAAGGGAGGCAGCUGGGGAA